AGAAAAUCAUGAAUUUUGGCGUUUUCACUCUUUUUUUGUGGUUUACUGGUAUAAUUUUGAUCGCGUUUGUCUGUAUGGUCUUGUGUUUCAUGGUAUACCUGCAUUAUUUACACCAAUGCUACGCUCAUUUGCCAGGACCACCUCGUUCAAGUUUCAUACUUGGUAACCUUCCUGAAGUGUGGAAAUACAAGAAACUGACAGGCCGGACAUUUAUUGAAUAUGUUGUGGAACAACGAUUCAAGUACGGAUCAAUCUUUAUGCUUACGCUGUUCCACAGAGCUGUGGUAUAUCUGGCUGAUCCAAGCUACGUCCGACAAGUGUUUAUAGACAAUCACAAAUAUCUACAAAAACCAUCUUUUCUUUACAAUAAGAUGGGUUUUAUUUUUGGCGAGAGAGGUAUGGGAUAUGGCUUAGUUACAAAUACUGACGAAGCGUCAUGGCGUAAGAGACGGUACAUAAUGAACCCAGCUUUUCACCGAAAAUGUUUAAAAGAUUUCAUGACAAAUUUUAACAAUGUUUCAGAGAGAUUUUUGAUUCGCAUGGGCAAGGUAGCUGAUAGUGGUGAACAUGUUAGUAUGGUUAAAGAGUUAUCAAAAGUCACACUUGAAGCUAUAAGUCAAGUGUCAUUCAACAUCAAUACCAUGGCAAUUGAAGAUCCUGAUUCACCAUUUCUGUUUGCAAUUUGCAACUACCUCAGAGGAUCCCAAGCAAACUUUGAAAUUCCUGUUCCCUCUUCAGUUUUGGGGCUUUUUCAGUAUAAGUUAUUUCAAAAAGAUUCACAAAGAAUUGAAAUAAAUGCAGCACGAUUUCUUCGAAAGUUUGCCUCUGAUUGUAUUUCUACUCGGCAAAAGGACAUUGCUGAGAAAAAGGAUGUACCAAAUGAUUUGCUGAAUGUUUUGAUUACAAGCGGUAGUUUCACCAGAGAGGAAAUCAUUGAUGAAUUCAUUACAGUCUUCAUUGCAGGCCAAGAAACAACAGCAAACUCACUGGCAUUUGCAUUGUAUGAAAUCUUGACUAACCAUGAUGUUGAAGCAAAGCUUUUAGAUGAAAUUAGAGAAGUACUGGGUGACAGAGAGGAAGUUGAAUUUGAAGAUUUGAAAAAACUCAAAUACACUGGCCAAGUAUUGGAGGAAAAUCUACGAAAACACCCUAUUGCACCAGGUGUACCGACAAGAAUUUUAAGUAAGGAGAUCACAGUUGGAGGUUAUCAUAUACCAAGGGAAAGUGCCAUUUCUUCAAAUACUCUUUUUUUUGCAAUGGAUCCGAAAAUUUGGAAAGACCCAGAAGUUUUUGACCCAGAAAGAUUUGCUGAUCCUGCAAGCAUCCCAAACUUGAGCAUGAUCAAUUUUCCUUUUUCUAUUGGUCCCCGUAAUUGCAUUGGACAAACAUUUGCAAAGUUUGAGUCUAAAGUAAUUUUGGUAAAAUUGCUUCAAAAGUUUCAACUCAAGCUUCUUCCCAAUCAAACUGAUAGAAUGCUUCAAAGAGCGACAGUGACACCUCGGGAUGGUGUGAUGUGUGAAAUACGCAAACGUGCUCUCAGUCAGAUGUGAUAGGAAAUGUGUCUGAUUGUUUUGCAAUGAGUUUCAAAUGAACUAAAAAAUUUAGAACUUAGAAUUCUGAAAACUAAAAGUUAAAGGUAAUGGUUUUUAUAUGAUUUAUCUUGACCAGGGAUUGUUUUUCUCACAGUUGGUGAGAAAUUGUUACGUGGUCAGGAAACAAUCCGGCGUUUUACAAACACCUCUUUGAGCGGAACAUACUCACCAAAAGUGGCUUUGACAUUAUAUCACACAACAACAAAUACAUUUUGAUAUAUUUUAACAUAAAUACAGUGCAUACAUUAAGUUUGAAAUAUUGAACCACAGUGAAAAAUUUCGGCUUAAACGUCUGUAAAAUCAAACUGAUUAAUGCCUCGAGAUGGUGUUAUGUGUGAAGUUCAUAGGCGUGCUUUUGGGUAUGACGUAUGAUGAGAAUUAAUUUACUGAUUAAUGAUUAUGCAUAAAUGAUAUGUUUACUGAUAGUAAUUUAAAGAUGCAUGUAAUAGAUUUAUUUGAUUUAAACUGAGACUGAGGAAGUCUUGCAAAUUUCGCAAGAUUGAGGAACUCCUAGGUUCUUUUUAAAUGUUUGUAGGUAGACUUUGUGCAUGCUUUUUCUUGAUUUAAAAAAUAAAAAUCUAAAAAGAUUUAAAAAUCUUUAUAUACAAAUCU
This is a messenger RNA of Dendronephthya gigantea, 2204 nucleotides long. RefSeq names its product cholesterol 24-hydroxylase-like. Lineage: Eukaryota; Metazoa; Cnidaria; Anthozoa; Malacalcyonacea; Nephtheidae. Gene Ontology annotation, biological process: cholesterol catabolic process. Gene Ontology annotation, molecular function: cholesterol 24-hydroxylase activity; heme binding; iron ion binding. The transcript has a single exon. The record is from RefSeq and is a predicted model, not a curated record. Bases 9 to 1550 code for a protein of 513 amino acids.